Messenger RNA from Micromonas pusilla CCMP1545, 1281 nucleotides. RefSeq lists its product as uncharacterized. The transcript has a single exon. The record is from RefSeq and is a predicted model, not a curated record. Lineage: Eukaryota; Viridiplantae; Chlorophyta; Mamiellophyceae; Mamiellales; Mamiellaceae. The annotation marks the transcript as partial. Gene Ontology annotation, cellular component: Noc1p-Noc2p complex; nucleolus; nucleoplasm. Gene Ontology annotation, biological process: ribosomal large subunit biogenesis.
CUCCUGCGCGCGUACCGAGCCGCGGCGCACUACGGCGACGAGGACGCGGACGAGGAGCUCGGCGUGAAGCUCGCGUCGUCGGCGGCGUUUCACUCGCUCGUGACGUUCACGCUGGAAGAGGCGGACGCCAUCUUCUACGGGCUGCUCGGGAAGACGCGCGCGGAUCACCCGGACGAGGCGCGACAGUUCAAGCCGCAUCAGCAGACGCGCUGGCGAAAGGUGGAGCCGCUCGUGAAGAGCUUUUUGGGGAACACGCUGCACUUGCUCGGGCAACUCACGGACGCGGACAUGUCGCGGUUCCUGCUCUCGCGUCUGAACGUCGCGGUGCCGUUCUUCGCGACGUUCGAGCGCUUGACGCGCAAGACGCUGAAGGCGACGCUCGCGCUGUUCGGCAGCGGCGAGCCCGCGCUCAGGGUGCAGUCCAUCUUGCUCAUACGGAACAUGGCCGCGGUGUUGCCGCCGCCGACGCUCGAGAAGGCGGCCAAGGGCGUGUAUCGACAGUUCGCCGCGAACGCAAAGUUCGUCAAUCAGGAGAGCAUCGAGCACGUGCAGUUCAUGACGACGUGCGUGAGCGAGAUAUACGGCCUGGACCAGAACCAGUCGUACGCGCUCGCGUUCACGUACGUGCGGCAGCUCGCGAGUUUACUCAGAGGCGCGCUGACGAACACGACGAAGGAGGCGUUUCGCUCGGUGUACUGCUGGCAGUACGUGAACUGCUUAGAGUGCUGGGUCAAGGUGUUGCAGUCGCACGCGGCGGACGAGAACGCGGCGCUGCGGCCGCUCGUGUACCCGGUCGCGCAGGUGGCGCUCGGCGCGGCGAGGCUGUUGCCGAGCGCUCGGUACGCGCCGCUUCGACUGCGGCUCAUUCGCGCGUUGAACGGGUUAUCGCGCAGCACCGGACACUUCGUCCCCGUCGCGCCUUUACUCCUCGAGCUCCUCGGGUUCAGCGAGCUGAACAAGGCGCCGGUGAGCACGAAGGCACGACCGCCGGACUUCGGUCUCGUGCUCAGGGUCGCGAAGCAGGAGCUUCGGUCGCCCGCGGUGCAGGAGCUCAUCGUCGAGGGAAGCCUCGCGGCGUUGUGCGAUCACCUGAACCAGUGGGCGUACUCCCCCGGUUUUCCCGAGCUCGCGCACGUCCCCUCGCGCGAUCUGAAGCGAUUCUGUAAGCAGACGCAGGUGCAGAGGUUCCGGAAGAUGGCGCGGUCGGUCGUGGACGCCGCGGAGCGGAACAGCGACUGGAUCUCGCGGAAGCGCGACAACGCGGAUUUCGCGCCGAAGGAC